Molecule: messenger RNA, 1509 nt
Organism: Dryobates pubescens (Downy woodpecker)
Lineage: Eukaryota; Metazoa; Chordata; Aves; Piciformes; Picidae
Gene: CHST13
Product: carbohydrate sulfotransferase 13
Exons: 3
Coding region: 64-1086 (340 amino acids)
Biological process (GO): proteoglycan biosynthetic process; carbohydrate biosynthetic process
Cellular component (GO): membrane
Molecular function (GO): sulfotransferase activity
Source: RefSeq, a predicted model, not a curated record
GCCGGCGGGCGCUCGGCGGGCCCUGGCCGCGGGGCGCUGCGCUCCGCCGAGCCGCCGCGGAGGAUGCGGCGGAGCCGGGCGCCGCGGCUGGCGCUGGCCGUCUGCCUCGGUUCAUUCCUGUUGGUCGUCUUCUACUUCCAGAGCAGCCUCAGCCCAGGCACAGAAGACGGGGUUAUGAGAUCCAUUUGGCAGGGGAAGGCUGGUCGCAGCCCACUCCAGGCCCUGUAUGAGAGUGACCAGUUUGAGCAGUCGUCACUGCAGGCAGUGCACCAGCAGAGACGGGAGCUGUUGAGCAAUGUCUGCAACCGUUACACCCGCAAGCGGCGCCUCCUGCGGCCGGAUGACUUGCGGCACUUGGUGGUGGACGACACGCAUGGCUUGCUCUACUGCUACGUGCCCAAAGUGGCCUGCACUAACUGGAAGCGAGUAAUGAUGGUUCUCACGGGGCAAGGCAAGUACCGGGACCCACUGGAAAUCCCUGCCAACGAGGCCCACGUCUCGUCCAACCUGCGCACCCUCUCCGAGUACAGCAUCCCCGAGAUCAACCACCGCCUGCGCAGCUACCUCAAGUUCAUCUUUGUGCGGGAGCCCUUCGAGCGCCUGGUGUCGGCGUACCGCAACAAGUUCACCCGCAGCUACAACACAGCCUUCCACAAGCGCUACGGCACCAAGAUCAUCCGGCGGCACCGCCGGCAGCCCAGCGAUGAGGCCCUGGAGCGCGGGGACGACGUGCGCUUCGAGGAGUUCGUCUACUACCUGCUGGACCCACGGACGCAGCGGGAGGAGCCCUUCAACGAGCACUGGGAGCGGGUACACUCGCUCUGUCACCCCUGCAUCGUCCACUAUGAUGUGGUGGGCAAGUAUGAGACCUUGGCUGAAGAUGCCAGCUACAUCCUCCAGCUGGUUGGGGCUGACACGAGCAUCAAGUUCCCAUCUUCAUCCAAGACCACCAGGACGACGGAUGACAUGACGGCCCAGUUCUUCCAGGACAUUAGCCCCUUCUACCAAAGGAGACUCUUUAAUUUAUACAAAAUGGACUAUUUGCUCUUCAAUUACUCCAUCCCCUCAUACCUCCACAUCCGAUGAGGCAGGGGCUGGGGGGAGAGGCAAAGGAGAGCUGGGUAACUCUCAUCUUGCCACAAUUCCUCUCCUCCCACCCUAUGUUCAUCUCUUGGUUGACUUCUCCUCCAUGCCUUCUGCAUUAUGGCCUGCUCCCUAUCGUGAUGCCCCAUUUAUGCAUGGUCUGGAGGGAGGCCACCUCUCAAAACACUGUGGCUGGAGCUUUUCCUUCCCUUUCCCUCCCACCCUUCAACAUAUAUAGGGAAUGGUGUUGGGACCACACACUGCUAGGUAGCAGGGCUUGCCUUGACUGGGGACUUUCUUGAAACCAAGAGACUCCUCUGUAGAUCCAAGCCUUGGGAAGACUCCUUUUUUGGGGCAGGAUCCCUUCAGGUCUUUUUUCCUCCUUACUGGGCUGUUUGGGGAUGGACACAGUGUCUCGGAGGCAGG